Ectocarpus siliculosus is the source of this 771-nucleotide messenger RNA. The record is from the annotation of a GenBank genome assembly. Lineage: Eukaryota; Phaeophyceae; Ectocarpales; Ectocarpaceae.
AUGCCGUCGUCGAGGAGAAGGAGCAAGGACCCUGCAGACUGCGAGGACCCAGCCUGCGCAGACAUGGCGGAUCUCCUCCGAAAGGGAAGGGCUCUUGCCGCAAAGAACAAGCAGAAGGCGGCGUCGAAUACCGCUACUGAUGGUAAGGCCGCGGGUAGCCAAGCACAACCGAGUUCUUCUGCGGCGGAAACGGACGAGCAUGCUGCAAGUUCUUCGAGAAACGAUGGGUGUCCGCUUGACAAGGGCGAGCUGGGAGCCGCCACCUGGGGGUUGAUACACACAACCGCGGCACACUACCCAGAAAAGCCUUCGAAGGAGACACAAGACCAGGCAAGGGCUCUCGUGACCGGCCUGGCCGGCUUGUACCCUUGCACCUACUGCCGGAAAGACUUUCGGGAAGAAGUCCGCAAGCUGCCGCCAGACGUGAGUUCCCGCGUAGCGCUAUCGCUGUGGGCGUGUCAGCAGCACAACCUGGUGAACGAAAAGAUCGGAAAGCCGACCUUCGGCUGUACGCUGCCAGCCCUCGACGAGAGGUGGAAGAAGGGAAAACCAUCAUGUUGGGAGGGAGGCGCCGAAGGCGUUUGAUUGGCCGGUGGAAUGACCCGAGAUGGAGCGCUUAUUGUCGACACCGUCGUGUUUGGAUAGUUUCGGUUCUCACCCGAAACAACCUUGGAGCCUGGUAGAGCGAGUGAUUGCGCUCGAGACAAUUGAGAAAUGACCGCAUCUAGGUAUCUAGCAGAGAGUUGGCCACCGGUUACACAUGCCUAAACG